GUGCGCCGUCAUACCUGAGUGUAAUCUCGACGUUAUCUUAAUUAGAAGUUUAAAGUUAUCUAUUCACAGUGUUUAUGAAUGCAUAGUAUUAUUAUAUUAUUUUAAAUUAUUGAAAGGACAAAAUGAAUUUUAAAAAUAAUUUACGUCAAUUUUUUAUUGAAAUUAGAAGAUUCUAUACGCAGUAUCAAAAGUUAACAAAAAAGAAUUUUGAACUUACAAAAUUAUGUAUGCCAGAACCAGAAUAUAAUGUCAAAUUUUUAUGCGAUCCUUUAAAUCGUGAUUACAUUGCUAAUAAUGUAAAAAAACGAAAAGGAGUUGGUGACAUAGACAAGGUCCUUGAACUAUUCAAGCAAAUAGAAAAACGUGAAAUGUUUUUAAAUGAAUUAAGUAAAAUACCAAACGAUACAUAUUCAUCUGUAUUUGAAUAUGGAGAUAAACCACACGUAUUGAAAGUAUGCGGAUCUAAACGUGAAUAUAAUGUCGAGCCCAAAGAUUUUUCUUACUUAGCUAAAAAGUUAAAACUUAUGAGAUCUAAAGGAUUAGGACCUAUAAUGGGAAGUCGAUGUUAUGUAUUUCAAGGUGAAUUGGCUGAAUUGGAAAAUGCUCUUAUACGGUAUACAUUAAAAAAAUUAAUUAAACAUGGAUUUCAACUUGUAUCUGUACCGGACAUCAUACCAACUGAAAUUAUAAAAAGAUGUGGCUUAUUAGUGGAUGGUCCAAGAACACUUGUAUAUAAUUUGAGUAAGAAUUAUGGAGAUGAUUAUAGUUUAUCGGGAACAGCUGAAAUGUCAUUAGCUGCCAAAUUGAUCAAUUCGAAAUUUUCUUAUAAAGAUUUACCAUUAAAAAUGACAGCUAUUAGCAGAUGCUACAGAGCUGAAAUAUCAAGCACAACAAAUGAAAAAGGAAUUUACAGGGUUCAUCAAUUUACUAAAGUUGAAAUGUUUGUUUGCUCCGAACAAAACAAAUCUUCAGAAGUAUUUCAAUAUUUACUAGAUAUACAGGAAGAUUUAUUUUCUUCUUUAGGAUUACAUUUUAAAAUACUUGAUAUGCCGGCUCAUGAAUUAGGUGCUCCUGCUUAUAGAAAAGUAGAUAUGGAUGGUUGGAUGCCUGGAAGGAAAUUAUUUGGUGAAUUGUCAAGCUGCAGUAAUUGUACAGAUUAUCAGUCGCGCAGAUUGAAUAUAAAAUAUCAAUCACCUAAUGGUGAACUUCUUCAUGUUCAUACAUUAAAUGGUACAGCUUGUGCAAUACCUCGUAUGAUGAUUGCAUUAUGUGAAACUCAUCAAACCGAACAUGGGCGUAUUAAAAUUCCGGAACCAUUGGUACCGUUUAUGGACGGCAAAACAUUAAUACGAAAGCAACCAGUUGCAUUGACGAGUAUUUACAAUUAAAAUUUGUAAAAAUUAUUAUAUUGUUAUAAUUUAAGUUAUAAUUAUAAAAUGUAAGA
Messenger RNA from Polistes dominula (European paper wasp), 1444 nucleotides. RefSeq names its product Seryl-tRNA synthetase, mitochondrial (gene SerRS-m). The record is from RefSeq and is a predicted model, not a curated record. NCBI's taxonomy places the organism in Eukaryota, Metazoa, Arthropoda, Insecta, Hymenoptera, Vespidae. Gene Ontology annotation, molecular function: ATP binding; serine-tRNA ligase activity. Gene Ontology annotation, biological process: seryl-tRNA aminoacylation.